AUGUCUGGGCCCACCACGUGCUGCCGCCGCUUUCCCCUGCUGCUCGUCUUGCUCCUCUUCCUCCUCGCCGGCGAGGGCCGCUCCCAGCCGGCCGCCGGCACCGGCCCCGGCCCCAGCGACCGCGACACGCUGCUCGCCGUCAAGAAGGAGUGGGGCAGCCCCCCGCAGCUCAAGUCCUGGGACCCCGCCGCCGCCCCCAACCACUGCAACUGGACCGGCGUCAGGUGCGCCACGGGCGGCGGCGGGGUCGUCACCGAGCUUACCCUGUCCAGCCUGAAACUCACCGGCUCCAUCCCGGCAUCGGUGUGCGCGCUCAAGAGUCUCACCCGCCUCGAUCUCUCCUACAACAACCUCACCGGUGCCUUCCCCGGCGCCGCGCUGUACGCCUGCGCGGGGCUCACCUUCCUCGACCUCUCCAGGAACCAGUUCUCGGGGCCGCUCCCGCGCGACAUCGACCGCCUCUCGCCGGUGAUGGAGCACCUCAACCUCUCCACCAACAGCUUCACCGGAGUGGUGCCGCCCGCGGUGGCGGGGUUCCCGGCGCUCAGGUCCCUGCUGCUCGACACCAACAACUUCACGGGCGCGUACCCCGCGGCCGAGAUAAGCAGCCUCACCGGUCUCGAGACCUUCACGCUGGCCGACAACGCGUUCGCGCCGGCGCCCUUGCCUGCGGAGUUCGCCAAGCUGACCAACCUCACCUAUCUCUGGAUGGACAGAAUAAACCUCACCGGAGAGAUCCCGGAGGCUUUCUCCAGCCUCACGGAGCUCACUACUCUGUCCUUAUCGUCGAACGAGCUCAACGGCUCGAUCCCGGCAUGGGUGUGGCAGCAUCAUAAGCUCCAGUUCAUCUACCUGUUCGACAAUGGCCUCUCUGGCGAGCUGACGCGCAGCGUGACAGCGUUGAACUUGGUUCAGAUUGAUUUGUCGUCGAAUCAGCUCACCGGAGAGAUACCGGAAGACUUCGGCAAUCUCAAGAACCUCACCCACCUGUUUCUAUACAAAAACCAGCUCACCGGCACCAUCCCGGCGAGCAUCGGGCUGCUACCACAGGUCAGGGACAUCCGGUUGUUCCAAAACCAGCUUUCCGGGGAGCUCCCGCCGAAGCUGGGCAAGCACUCGCCGCUGGGCAACCUUGAGGUGUCCGUCAACAACCUCUCUGGCCCGCUGCGAGAGUCGCUCUGCGCCAACGGGAAGCUCUACGACAUUGUCGCCUUCAACAACAGCUUCUCAGGCGAGCUCCCCGCGGAACUCGGGGACUGCAGCACUUUAAACAACCUGAUGCUCCACAACAACAACUUCUCCGGCGACUUCCCGGAGAAGAUAUGGUCGUUCCCGAAGCUGACCUUGGUGAAGAUCCAGAACAACAGCUUCACCGGCACGCUGCCGGACCAGAUAUCCCCCAACAUUUCACGGAUUGAGAUGGGCGACAACAUGUUAUCCGGCUCCUUCCCGGCCUCUGCACCAGGGCUCAUGGUGCUCCAUGCCGAGAACAACCGGCUGGGCGGCGAGCUGCCGUCUGACAUGAGCAAGCUCGCCAACCUUACUGACUUGUACGUGCCCGGCAACCGGAUCUCUGGCUCCAUCCCAACAUCGAUCAAGCUGCUGCAGAAACUAAAUUCACUCAACAUGAGAGGCAACCGGCUGUCCGGCGCCAUACCGCCGGGGAGCAUCGGGCUUCUCCCAGCACUGACGAUGCUUGACCUGUCCGACAAUGAGCUCACCGGCAGCAUCCCGUCAGACGUAAGCAACGCGUUCAACUUGCUUAACCUGUCAUCAAACCAGCUCACCGGCGAGGUGCCGGCGCAGCUGCAGAUCGCGGCCUACGACCAGAGCUUCCUCGGCAACCGGCUCUGCGCCAGGGCGGACUCAGGCACGAACCUCCCGACGUGCCCAGGCGAAGGCCGGGGAAGCCACGACGAGCUUUCCAAGGGACUGAUCAUCCUCUUCGCCCUGCUCGCUGCCAUUGUCCUCGUCGGCAGCGUCGGCAUUGCGUGGCUGCUCUUCCGGCGCCGGAAGGAGAGCCACGAGGUGACGGACUGGAAGAUGACGGCGUUCACCCAGCUCAACUUCUCCGAGUCGGACGUGCUCAACAACAUCCGCGAGGAGAACGUGAUCGGCAGCGGCGGGUCCGGGAAGGUGUACCGGAUCCACCUCGGAAACGGCAACGGCAACGGCAGCCAUGACGAGGAGCGCGGCAUCGGCGGCAGCGACGGCAGGAUGGUCGCCGUGAAGAGGAUAUGGAACUCGAGGAAGGUGGACGAGAAGCUGGACAAGGAGUUCGAGUCGGAGGUGAAGCCAGGAAGCCAAGCUGCUGGUGUACGAGUACAUGGAGAACGGCAGCCUGGACCGGUGGCUGCACCACCGAGACCGGGAGGCGCCCCGCGCCCGCUGGACUGGCCGACCCGGCUCGCCAUCGCCGUCGAUGCGGCCAAGGGGCUCAGCUACAUGCACCACGACUGCGCUCCCCCGAUCGUGCACCGCGACGUCAAGUCCAGCAACAUCCUGCUGGACCCGGACUUCCAGGCCAAGAUCGCCGACUUCGGGCUCGCCCGGAUCCUCGUCAAGUCCGGCGAGCCCCAGUCCGUGUCAGCCAUCGGUGGGACAUUCGGGUAUAUGGCUCCAGAGUAUGGGUACAGGCCAAAGGUGAACGAGAAGGUGGACGUCUACAGCUUCGGCGUUGUUCUGCUAGAGCUUACAACCGGCAAGGUCGCCAACGACAGCGGCGCGGACCUCUGCCUGGCGGAAUGGGCAUGGCGGCGGUACCAGAAAGGCGCGCCGUUCGACGACAUCGUCGACGAGGCCAUCCAGGAGCCGGCCUACAUGCAGGAUAUCCUGUCGGUGUUCACGCUCGGCGUCAUCUGCACGGGGGAGAACCCGCUGACGCGGCCGUCGAUGAAAGAGGUCAUGCACCAGCUCAUCCGGUGCGAACAGAUCGCCGCUGAGGCGGAGGCGUGCCAGGUGAGCUACGAGGCCAGUGGCGGUGGCGGCGGCACACCGCUCCUCGAGUCGAGCAAGAAAGGCAGCCGGCGACGGAGCAUGUCUGAUUCCGGCCGAUGGAACGACGACGACGACGAGGACAGCGGCAACUUCGUUGUGCACGUGUAG
Miscanthus lutarioriparius is the source of this 3105-nucleotide messenger RNA. Lineage: Eukaryota; Viridiplantae; Streptophyta; Magnoliopsida; Poales; Poaceae. The record is from the annotation of a GenBank genome assembly.